Molecule: messenger RNA, 5220 nt
Organism: Portunus trituberculatus (swimming crab)
Lineage: Eukaryota; Metazoa; Arthropoda; Malacostraca; Decapoda; Portunidae
Product: regulator of G-protein signaling 7-binding protein-like
Exons: 7
Coding region: 714-1385 (223 amino acids)
Biological process (GO): G protein-coupled receptor signaling pathway
Cellular component (GO): neuron projection
Source: RefSeq, a predicted model, not a curated record
ACAUGGCAGCACGGGCAGCAGGAAGUCAGCCCUCGCCCGAAAGCUCAGUCGCGGCUCAGUCCAGGACUCCUCUCAUGCCUCCAUUGACGCCCACGGCCACUCCAAUAACCCAGUCAAGCCGUGGAUAAGUGUGGAACGCUCACCAUUCAUUAGUGGCUUGUCAUGGAAUAAUGAGAAAAGUGCGAAGGUGGAAGCGGGAAGAUGGAAUGGCGGGAAAACAGAAGAUAAAAAACAACACCUGGCAUCUCAGCUUACCUGUGGGAGGGUGAAUGCUGCCAGGGAUGCAGCAGUGUCUUGCCGGCCGCAGGGGGGGAUGGUGUGUGUGGCUCCGCUCCGCUCCCUCCCUGCCCUCAGCCACCUACCGGCGAUCCAAGUUCAUAACAGAAAGAUCAAAUUUGGGUUCAGAGAUAAAGAUGAACUACAAGACACGCCAAGAAACAAUAUAAAUCUCCAUUGUGAUAACUGACACCACAACCCUAGCGCCACGUCUCAUGCCAGGACAGCAGUGCGAGCGGACCAUGUAGAAAAGAGAGAAUAACAGGGCGGGAUGAAGGAGUGUGAGAGGAAGGAAAGGGACUUGUGAAGUGCACAAGAGGAAGGAAGGUGAGAAAACACUGUCACGAAGCGACACGAGAAAGAAAUUCGCCGAACCCUCCUCCACCAUUGAUACUUGUUCCAUGGGGUUUGGUGUUGACAGGUGAAGAUCCGGCACCAUGACGAUGUCCAGUUACGAUAUUCGGAAUGACGACAGCGCCCACACCGCCGAGAAGGUGGCCAAGCUUGUGGUGGAGAUCAAUUCACAAGUGGCGUUGUUUCGUGACCUGCUCAUCUGUGUCGGGCAGAGCAGGGACGGACCUGAACUAAGAGAGAGGAUAAGGAAAGUGAGGCGGCAGUGCGUGGAUACCUGCAAGCACGCCUCGAGCCUCCUUCUGCCCUCCAUCAAGAAUGACGUGGCUGAGGGCAUUCCCGUCGACAACCAGAACUUCGUACAUCUCUUCUCCUGCACGCAGCUUAUGUCAAGAGAACUGAGGAAGUGCAAACGCCUCGUCCAGACCAUGCCUGUUGACAUGACGGAGUACUACGAGAACAAGCCAGGACCCUCGGGAAUGGGAGGGCUCGGUAUCAUCUCCCAGCUGCUCCUGUGCAAGACGCUACAGCCAGACUUCCAGCAAGAGGAGAUUUGUAGUAUUGAGAAGGAUAGCGACGAGAUUAUGGCCAUUCUGAAGGAGAUGCAGGAGUAUAUGCCCCAGGAGGAGACAGGGACGCGGAACCUGGCGCUCACCGGGGAGGACAUGUUCAGCAUCUGGAGCAAAAAGAGAACCCGCCGAUCCUUGUAUAGCAACAUGAGUUCUUUGUGUUGUACGUGUAAACCCGCCUACUUGUAAUGUCCCAGAGUCUAGUUCUCCCAUCACUCCGCCGCUACCACUUCCACUACCAUCACCAACACCUGCACCAUCACCACGACGCUAAAACCUAUCCCUUACACCUCCUAAUGUCACCCACACGUCCACUACCACACUCGCCUUCCCCCACACCUCCACCUACCACAACAUUCACAUCUACAACAACUUCCGACAUUACCACCGCUACUUCUACCACAACCAAAUUGACAUCACUUUUAGCCUUACUUCUACCGGCGAUAUCAAUAACAGCAUCAAAAUCUUCACUAGCAACCCUACACCACAUCAUCAUAAUCAAUACACCUAUCAUUUGUACAACAUGCCUAGUACACCACGAGAAUCAAAGAAUAUUUAAGGUCACAGUAACAGACUCUUCUUCCGCCACACAAAAAAAAUUACCCUCUGCUGUAAGACCAAGUAGUGCUUCAGUCUGUUCGAACCCACAUUGAGACCACUCGACUCCUACCUUUCAACUAUCCUCUUGGUAAAUGUUUCCUUUAUCGUUCAAUUUUCCAUCCUCGUUAUACUUUCAAUGUCAGUCUUGUAAUUGUGACCUGAAGAAUGAGUGUCAAUAUUACAAUGCAUUAUGUAGCUCGAAAAAGAGAGAAAAGAGGAGUAAGGAGCAGUGGACCAUCGACCCUUGCAAGGCUGUGAUAAGGUACGAGUAACCUGCGUAAUCUGAGGCACGAGACAUGGCGUAGUAAAUACUAAGGAUUCUGACACUCUUAACCGCUUCAGUAUUAGGACGUAUUUUUACUAUGAAUUUUGGGUGUCAUUAGAAGAUUAUGUUUACACUAGGAAAGUUUUAUGGAUGUCAGAAGGUUAAUGAUCCAGAGUCUUCACUGUUUUAAUCACCACAUGCGUUUCUGAAGCUCUAUAAAAUCAUCAAAUACUAAGCGGAAGGAAUAUGAAGACGCGUCACGGUACUGAACAGGUUAAGAAAAAGAAAUUGUUAAUAAUCACGCCUCAGACAGGAUCUAAUUACAAAUGCUCUUCAAAACACCAAUAUUAGACACCCCAGCUAUUACUUUCAUUACCAGUAACUUAAAACCCACUAGACACCACCACAACACAACUACCACAAGCAGAAACCUGAGCACUACAACAACUCCUAUGCCCUCCCCACUACACCCAACCCACGCCCAUCACCCCCCCCCCUCCAUGACCACACUGCACUGGAUCAUCACCACAUCACCAUCAACAAACCAAGUAGUAUCUUCAAACCCCACAUGUCAAGAGUACAACAUCAAAUCUUACUUGCAACCCUGUGAAGACCAGCAGAAGAGGACCAUCAUCACCGCAGCCACACCCACAGUUACCACCACGAGCAGCCAGCAAGAUACCAAGACGACCAGCAGCCUCAAUAAACCAAAGGAUCUCACUCAAGCGCUCUUACUUGAAACAAAAGUGAUCUUCCCGUGAAUUCUUGCUUGCAUUCUCUUCUGAAGUGUGAAAUCUCCUGGAACAACAUUCAUUUUCAUUCUCUCUCUCUCUCUCUCUCUCUCUCUCUCUCUCUCUCUCUCUCUCUCUCGCCUCAAUUUCUUCCGAUCUCUUCAAUUACUCCUCCGUUGUCUCUAUUCUCUAGCUUUAAUGAUAUGUAUUCUUUCACUCGAUCUCUAGUCUUCCUCAAAAAGUAAUCAAUUAUUUCCAAACUCCAUUCUUUACAUUUUCUUCACGCUUAAGAAUAUUUUGUUAAGUUUUCUAUAUGUAUCAGUUUUUUUUUUUUUUUUGUUGUACUAAUUCUCUCUCUCUCUCUCUCUCUCUCUCUCUCUCUCUCUCUCUCUCUCUCUCUCUCUCUCUCUCUCUCUGGAAGUCUAAAAAUACUCCUUCUCCAUAAGUAUACUUCGGGGAAUUCCUUGGUGAUAUUUUUAAAGUCUCUCUCCCCUCCACUUUUCCCUGUCAGAGGAUAUUUGUUUACGUGGUAACUCCCAUCACAACCACAACGGCUAAUAUGCUUAUAUCUUCCUUUGAUUUCCAUUCUAUUUUCCACUGCCAAUUUGAGAAGAAAACUGAACCUUGUAUCCCUCACAAAACCUGACCCUUGUAUCCCGCACACAGCAAACCACUCCUCCUCCUCCUCCUCCUCCUCCUCCUCCUCCUCCUCCUCCUCAUCCUUUUCCUCAAUCUUUCACCUUCUUCUCCUUCUCCUUACGAAGGCAGAGCACGUGUUGCCGUGUUGGUCCUUUCCGUGGUGUCUGCUGCCUUGGCUAGGACGUGGCAACAUUGCAAGUGGGGGCACGUCACUCUGCAGCUGAAAGGCGGACGUGUCAGGUCACAUUAGGUUAAAAAAAAUAAAAUGAAAAAGAAAUAUUGCGUUCCAGUGAAGAAAUUUUCCCACGCCAAUGUUUCCAUGACCACGUGAUAAAAUUGUGAGUUGAAAGGAAGGGAAGCUGCAGUGUUGUCCGCGUGGUGCUGCUGUGCUGUAGUGCAAGUCUUAAAACAUAUAUACUCGUACAUUGCUAGUUUCAAUUUCUGUCGUGAAGCUUUCGUGUUCGUCCUCGUCACUGUCGGUCAGUUUAAUGCGUCAAUACUCUCCCAAAAAAAUAAAGAUAUAAAAAGACAAAACACACACACACACACACACACACACACACACACACACACACACACACACACACACACACACACACACACACACACACACACACACACACACAUAUUCCCUAUAAUAUUAGCGUUUUCUAUAUUUAUUUUCGCAGCUGACUCUCUUCCUGCAGGCGCGAAAAGAUUAAACUGAGCCAUUUUUCCGGUAAAGCGUUUCCUUGCCUGACCGUCAGCAGCAAUACUGGAAAAAUAUUAUUGUCCUUCGCCCUAUACAAAGAGAGUGAGUGGUGGUGGUGACUGUUGCUUCUUCUAUGCCUUUUACUUUACUUAGUUCCCUCCUCCUCUUACUCAUAUUCUUCUUCCUUCUCCUCCUCCUCCUCUUACUCAUAUUCUUCUUCCUUCUCCUCCUCCUCCUCCUCUUCUUCUUCCUUGUCGUAUUCUAUUAUCGGCGCUUCUUUAAUCUCAACGGACCAACACUGCUUCACUAUCCUCUUCCUCUUCCUCCUCCUUUUCCUCCUCCUCCUCCUCCUCCUCCUCCUCCUCCUCCUCCUGCUUGUUCACCUGGAUGACCGUACAACCUAAGAGGAAGUUUACAGAGUACAGUAUAAAACCAAAAUAGAAAUAGAGUAGUAGUGUCCGUUAUAUAGUGUAUACGUAGCGCCGUGUGUCCGUUCCGUGCGUGUACGUGUCGCCGUUGUCCGUGAUGUUGGUUCGUGUUGUGUACGUGUAUGCAUAGAAAAAUACGAUAUGCCAAGUCUCUUCAGGUCGUUAUUAAUCAUUUUCAUUCACGCGCUAACUUAAGUCUGUUCUCUGUGAAGGCUAAGUAAGGAUAAUCUUGUGCGGUCAUCCAUGCAGCUCACCGCCUCCUGCAUUCCCCUUCUGCCCCAUCCAGUCCUUGUCCUCCAGCGGGUUACUCAGUUCACAUCAAGAUUGGCCACCAUCAGGUACACUUUGGAUGGGAUAAGUUACAUCAAAUGGCACCAAGGUCUGCUAUCCCAAGCUUCAUGUAUGGUGGGUUAGUUACGUUAGGUUUGGUCAUGCACAAUCGUGGUUUGAAGUCCAGUAAUUUCUACCACAAUUUACCACAAUGUUUUUUGAGUUUGCACUAACUUUCCUGCAGCGUGACUUUUUUUUUUCGUUUAUUAGAAAGACUUAAUUUGUGUUGAAAUCUACUUAAUUGUCUGAAUAUUCCUUUUAAUAUUCUUUCUCUCUCUCUCUCUCUCUCUCUCUCUCUCUCUCUCUCUCUCUCUCUCUCUCUCUCUCUCUCUCUCUCUCU